GCCAAAUUUCCGUGGCUAGAUCUGUAGCGUGUUUAAAAUACGUGCUUUUGUGGAAGCAGCUGCCCAGAUUUGACUUGGGGAAGGAGUAAAAAGCACCGUAGGAAACAGAUUGAUUCUUGUGAGGCUCUGGGACGUUUGAAAGUGAUUUGGAGAGAGCAAAGUCUGUGUCUGAUGGACACCGAACCAAAGCCAGCGUGUGUCAUGCCGCAGGCUCACUGCCCAGGAAUGAAGUGCCCUCCUCCAGAGGACUUUCCUCCUCAGAUAAGAUUGUCUGAAAAAAUCCCCCCAGUGAAGCCUUGCUUCAAGAAGAAGCAGCAAGUGCAGAAGAGACUGGACACGGAAACUCUCCGGGCUUUGCGGCCAAUCUUUACCAGUUUGCUGGGAGCUGGAACCCUGGAUAGGGUCUUUGUGCCCCGAGGCCAAGGUGGUAGUGACAGUGAUUUGUGUGAACCUGCUGUGAAAAAGGCUCUGGAACUCAGUUCUUCUUGCUCCCAACCAGAAGGUAAUGUGACUGUGUUGAUGCCAACAGCUCCAGAUGUACAAAGUCAACUGCCAGUACCUCAUCCGUCUUCUGGGCAUCCUGAGCAGGAGGUCCAGUCAGGAGAGCAAGGCUUCUCAUCAGAAACUUCUCCUGGAACUGCUGCUGAUACUAGUAAUGAAUCAUUCCAGGAUCAUCCUUUGCAUGCACCUUCUAGUGAUGCUGCAGCUUGUCCGUUGUUCCCAGACAAGAUUCUAGAAAGCUACGCAUCUGGCUUAUUCCAAGAGAACAGCUGUCCAAUGCAAUACAAUUUGAACACAAGUGAUAAAUCCAGUGCUGGGAUAUUCCAGGAUAAAAGUGAAGAAGCCUCUCUUGAUCUGGUAUUUGAACUCUUGAACCAACUGCAAUAUCACACUCAUCAGGAGGACGGAGUAGAAAUCUGUGUGGAUUUUCUGCAGGGGACUUGUGUUUAUGGCAGUGAUUGUCCCAAACAUCAUACAGUGUUGCCGUAUCACUGGCAAGUGAGAAGGACAACAACUCAGAGUUGGCAAAGCGUGACCAAUGAUUCCCAGGAACAUCUGGAAAGACUCUACUGCAACCCUGACAACGACAGGAUCAAAGUGAAAUAUCGGGGACAUGAAUUUUGGGUGGAUUUGAAUGUUAUGAAAUUAUAUGAAACUGUUGAGUUUGACCAAAUGCGGAGGCUGUCCACACCUUCCUGCCCCAGCUCCAGCUCCAACUACUACACAGUCUGGAAAUACUUCUGCAGGGACCACUUUGGUUGGAGAGAAUACUCUGAGCCUGUUGUAAGACUGAUAGAAGAAGCCAGCUGCCGGGGUCUGAAAGAGGUUCGAUUUGUUACCUGGCAUAAUCAGUAUAUCUUAAAUAUCAAAGAUGGAUUCCAGCAAAAUGCAUGCUUCAGAAGAGAGAUCAAGAGAAGACCCCUUCUUCGUUCAUGCAUUGUGCUGAUGCCGUUUUUACAGACUUUAGGUGGCAAUUCUUCAGUACCCUCUCCAUCAACGGAGCCAGUUUCUUCCCAAGUCUUGUCUCCAACUACUGUUACUUCUCCAAACUUCUACCCUGAGACUUGGAUUAGUAUGGAUCCAUCUCAGGACUUCAUCCAAGUGCCUGUUUCGAAGGAAGAUAAAAGCUAUAGAACCAUUUAUAAUCUGUUUCACAAGACUGUGCCAGAGACCAAAUACAAAAUUUUGAAAAUUCUGAGAGUGCAAAACCAGUUUCUUUGGGAGAAAUAUAAAAGGAAAAAGGAAUAUAUGUCUAAAAAAAUGACUGGGCUUGACAGAAUCAUGAACGAAAGGCAUUUGUUCCAUGGCACCUCCCAGGACGUAGUGGAUGGAAUCUGCAAGCACAACUUUGACCCACGUGUCUGUGGGAAGCAUGCCACCAUGUUUGGACAAGGCAGUUACUUUGCCAGAAAGGCAAGCUAUUCUCAUAACUUUUCCAAAAGGUCACCCAAAGGAGUUCAUUACAUGUUUUUGGCUAAAGUACUGACAGGAAGAUACACAGUGGGCAAUCACACCAUGAGGAGACCUCCACCUGUGAACCCUGGCAGCAUUACUAGUGACCUCUAUGACUCUUGUGUGGACAAUUACUUUGAGCCUCAGAUUUUUGUCAUUUUUAAUGAUGAUCAGAGCUACCCUUAUUUUAUUAUCCAGUAUGAAGAAGUUAGCAACACUGUCUCCAUUUGAACAUCUGUGCUGCUAAAUUAUUCAUUUUAAUAAACUCUAUUAUCUGACAUUUGUAGCAGUUUUUGUGGAAAAAAUUUGGACAUUGUAGAACUGAUUAAAAUUACUUGCUUGGAAGGAGGGAAAUCUCAAAAUACAAAAAAGAAGAUCUGAAGUGACCGUUUGUGCGCUUGCUGUUUGAUUAUGUAUGUGCAAAUUGUAAAUAUCUUUCCAUUGUUUAUAGUUGAAAAUCUGUGCCUUUUGUUAUUAAACACUGUUUAUUUAUGUUAGUAAAUAUUCAUGCUUAAAA
Molecule: messenger RNA, 2470 nt
Organism: Struthio camelus australis
Lineage: Eukaryota; Metazoa; Chordata; Aves; Struthioniformes; Struthionidae
Gene: TIPARP
Product: TCDD inducible poly(ADP-ribose) polymerase
Cellular component (GO): nucleus
Molecular function (GO): NAD+-protein mono-ADP-ribosyltransferase activity; NAD+ poly-ADP-ribosyltransferase activity; zinc ion binding
Source: RefSeq, a predicted model, not a curated record